UGUCUUUUCAGGGCAUCGUUGUUGACAGGGCGUUAUCAGACCCGCUCAGGUGUCUACCCAGGAGUGUUGUACCCAGGUUCUAGAGGGGGUCUUCCUCUGAAUGAGACCACCAUUGCUGAAGUGCUGAAACCUGUGGGCUAUGCUACUGCAGCAAUAGGGAAGUGGCACUUAGGAGUUGGUGCCAAUGGGAUGUUUCUUCCAACCAGGCAGGGGUUUGACCACUACCUGGGGAUCCCCUACUCCCACGACAUGGGCCCCUGUAGGAACCUGACUUGUUUCCCUCCAGAUAUUAAGUGUUUUGGAUUCUGUGAUGUGGGUACUGUCACCGUCCCACUAAUGCAAAAUGAGGUCAUCAAGCAGCAACCAGUCAACUUCCUGGAACUGGAAAGGGCUUACAGUGAUUUUGCAACCGAUUUCAUUGCCACAUCAGCAAAGAAUAAACAACCUUUCUUCAUCUACUAUCCGUCCCAUCACACCCAUUACCCCCAGUAUGCAGGAGUGGAGGCCGCCGGGCAUACUUUAAGGGGCAAAUUUGGAGAUUCUCUUUUUGAGUUGGACAACACGAUAGGAAACCUACUGACAACUCUGGAGAAAACAGGAGUGAUAAACAACACCCUCGUAUUCUUCACUUCAGACAAUGGGCCUGAACUGAUGCGCAUGUCCAGUGGAGGAUGCUCUGGACCUCUGAAGUGUGGAAAAGGCACAACUUAUGAGGGGGGGAUGAGGGAGCCGGCCAUCGCCUUCUGGCCUGGCACCAUCAGGCCAGGUGUGACUCAUGAGAUGGCCAGCACUCUAGAUAUCCUCCCCACUAUCGCAGGUCUGGCAGGGGCCAAGCUACCGCAGGUGAUGCUGGACGGGGUCGAUAUGACAGACAUCCUUAUCAACCAAGGAAAGGGUAAAAGGGAAACCAUGAUGUUCUACCCCACAGAUCCCAGUGAGAUGUAUGGCCUGUUUGCACUCAGGCUAGGGAAGUACAAGGCCCACUUCUAUACACGAGGUGCUACACACAGUGGGACUACUCCAGAUCACGACUGCCCAGUAUUUGCUGUCCUCAAGGCCCACGAUCCCCCUCUCCUUUUCGACCUGGAGGCCGAUCCCUCAGAGCACUACCCUCUCCAGCUUUUUGGAAAACCUGACCUCCAAGCCGUGCUGCAGCAGAUCAUACAAGUCAAGGAAAAGUUUGAGGCAUCAAUGGUGUUCGGAGAGAGCCAGAUAUCAAAAGGAGUCGACACUGACCUGGAGCCUUGCUGCAAUCCUCAGUGUAGCCCCAAGCCGGGUUGCUGCAGGUGUUGAUGGGACAAAUCCCGCUAAUAAUGGCAAUUUGGGAGAAAAUUGAAGUACACACUGAUUUUGACCUCAAGAGGUCUUUGUGAAAGCACCAGAUGUGAUGCUGAUUUUGUAAUCAUUUGAUGAUGCAUUGCUACAUGCUUGUGGACAGAUAUGAUAAAAUGACCAUUUGUACUGAAAAAUAACAUUGCACUAAGAAUGUAGUGUAUACCUGGAUUUUUUAUUACAUGUUUUAAUCAUUGAUUUAUUAUUUAAUUUUCACCUCAACAUUCUUGAUAUUCAUAGCAUUUAGCAUGGAUUUUAUGUGAUUUAAAAAAAAAAUGAUUUGCAGUCUAUUUCAAACACACAAGCAAUCAUGAGAUCUGAACAAUAAAGACAAGAAUUAAGGUUUCAGACAUCAAGCAUAUAUUUUAUUCAUAAGACCAAACCCAUGACAAGGCAAAGUGAUUUUUGUUGUAAUUUUUUGUUUGCUUUUCCCUGGAAUUUUGAUUAACUCUACAAGUCUUUGUUUUUAAAGAUACAAGAUAGGAUAUGUUUGUUCUGUCACAUACUGUUUUGCUCUAGGUAUACAGUAAAGCAUCUUGCUAAUUGUAAUAAAGUCCAAAGUUUUGUUUAA
Notothenia coriiceps (black rockcod) is the source of this 1903-nucleotide messenger RNA. It is a transcript of the gene arsa, whose product is annotated as arylsulfatase A. NCBI's taxonomy places the organism in Eukaryota, Metazoa, Chordata, Actinopteri, Perciformes, Nototheniidae. Gene Ontology annotation, molecular function: arylsulfatase activity. The transcript has 7 exons. The record is from RefSeq and is a predicted model, not a curated record. The annotation marks the transcript as partial.